GCUAGAGGACCACACAUAAGAGGGUUUAUUUUGACCACGUUAUCUUCAUGAAUGUACACACGCAAUGCUUGAAAAGAAUGCUUAUGAGUAGUAGGAGGUCGAUUAAUGAAAACUAUAUCCCCAUCCAUAAUCCUCCUAUGAACAACUUAGCCAAGUCUUAGGAACGUAUGCCCCUUAUAACCCUCCCUCAACGAAUAUGUUGACAACCCAUCCCUAAAGGUGAGACACAAGUUGAUUUGAUAUUAUUAUUCAUUUAGCAUUAUCAUAUUUACCAAAACAUGAUAUUUGAGGAUCCCCAAGCAGCUACUCACUGCUCUUGUUGAAUUGUAUUCGUGUGGUAUCUGAAGGUAUUUUUAUGUAUGUCAAUCACGUGACGCUUAAUUGAUCCUUUAUAAACAUCAUGCAUCGAACAGCAUACACUGAGUAUCAUAGACCAAUUCAUUCAUAGACGACCUUAAUUUUUGCUCUGUUUGUUUUGAUUUCAGCUGGAUUAUGCGUUUUAUGCUGGUUUAGUCAACUAGAAAUGAUAUAUAUGAUUUACAAUAUAAUUUUAAUAUUUGGUUUAGUCCGUUUAUGGGGAGGUGUUGCCGAAAUGUUUGCAAAAUACUCUCUUCUUUUGAGCUUAUUUGGGGUUGUAUAGGGUAAUUGGGGUGGUUUGACAUACUUGGGGCUGUUAAAUUACUUGAGGCGCUUACUAUCAAAUUUGGGGCGGUAUAGGGUAAUUGGGGCGAAUAAUUUAACGUGGGGCGGAUAGUCUAAUUUGGGGCGGUUUCGUUUUGUUGGGGCGGUUUGACAUACUUGGGGCGAAUACACAAAUUUAGGGCGGUUUGACAUACCUGGGGAGGUGCUUAAGUCAACAUUAAAGUUUUUUUUUUUUUUUUUUUUUUUUUUUUUUUUUUUGGUAAGGCUUUUUCUAUUGAUUUAAUUUGAAGUUUUGUAAGGCUUGUGAAGUUGAACUUAAAAGGAGACCAAGAGUAGACCCUUUGGCUUCGUCUUCUGUUGGGAAUUGGGACUUGUUCUUAAGUCAACAUUAAAGUUUUUUAGGAAUGUUCAAUUUCUAGCAGUUUGUAAUUGUUAAUAAAGAUUAUAUCACAAUGAUGUUAAUUACAUUUAAGGAGUAAUUGAAAUUUAUAGCAGGAAUUGUUAAUGUCAUGAAUGUGAUUUUUACAUUCUCUUUAUUUGUGUACUCUAUGUUCUAGAAUGAAGAGUUUAGCAUUUUUCUGGAAGAAACAUGCAACUAAGUCUCAAAAAUCGUCAUAUUAAAUAUGUAAACCGUUGUAACCCAGAAUUUGAACUUUUUUAUUAAGAUUUUCAUUGGGUCACUGGCUUGAAUGCUGAUUGUUGACUUUCUUGGUGAUGAAAUCUUGUCGGGGACCUCAGGAUGAAUGUAGUUGUUUGAUCAAAUUAUGUUGCGAUAAUAGUAGUGUUUGCAUUUAUUUGAUUUUUUUGCCUCUUCAAAUACUUUUUGCAAGGUGCAAGGCCAAUUUCUAACAUGAUAAGGUUUAUCCAGUUGCAAAAAGUAUAAUCGGAGGUAGUAAUUAAUAUGAAGCCGAGGGAGUAAUACACUAUACACACACUUCUUAUUAUAGUGUACUCCCUCUGUUUCAUAUUAAUUGCAACAGUAGGUUGUUCACCGCAAUUUCAUUUAUCACUUCUUAGAGGGUGUAACUACUUGAUGUUGAUAUACUGAACUACUACCCGCGUUUAAUAUUAUUUGAAGUGUUCUUUCCACCGUAAUAAGUAGCUCGUUAUUAUUUUGGUUGGUGUUAAAAAGGUUUAAAUGCCUCGAAAUAAAUGCUUUGUUAUUACACAUUAAUAGAUUAACAGUCUUAUUGUUAUAAUAUUAACUCAAAAAACAAACAUCUUCGAAAUUUUUGGAGUAAUAAUAGGUGAAAUUGUUCGUGAACAGUUCAAAUUUUUGGCACAAAGGUCAACUUGUUUCUCAAAUUAAAAUUGUUAUACGACCCCCACCGUUACAAGAUUACUCGGCACACAGGCCGGCAUAACAUACAGAAUUCAUAAUUAGUUGAUCACUAACUGCCCCGAUAAUUAAUUACAUACAAAAAAUUCAUAAUUAGAUAAUUAGGGUGUAAAACGCCAACAAUUAAUUGUUUACAACACCACCAAUCUUGAAGCCACCACCACAAGAUUUCCUUUGCUAUAACCUAAUUUCUAAUUUAUUAUCAUUAAUUUUUCAAUGAAUUUGGGAAAUCUUUUGGCUGUUCUGACCGGGUUUUGAAAUGAAAGAGAAGGGAUCGGAAUUCGAUAUUAUUGGAGAAGCUCCGAGAAAGCUGUAGGACAAGACGAAUUCGAGUUUCAAUGUAUAUUUUCGUAUCUCUUUUAUUAAUAUUUAUUUACAGUAUUCCUUUUUUGCAUGGGCGGAUCUAUUCACGGGCCUCUGGGUCACACAAAUACUGAAAACAAAAAAAAAUUAAGUAAAAAAAAAAAACAAAAAACAAAUACUGAAAACAAAAAAAAAUUAAGUUAAAAAAAAACAAAUAAUGAAAACAAAAAAAAAAUUAAGUUAAAAAAAAAACAAAAUGAAUAGGCCUAAACCGUUUCAUUAAAUCUAUCAGACGUGUCACUAGUCUCACACAGUCACGAUUCUCACUCUUCACUCACAUUCACACGUCUCCCUCACUCUUCAAAUCUCACGAUUCACGAUUCAAGAUUCACAGUCACGGAAAUCGCCACACCGCUGCCGCCUGCCGUCGUACAUUCCAGCCACCGCCCCUCCGCUGCGCCGCACCUUCUAGCCACCGCCCAGCGCCCACGGCCCACCGUACAGCCGCACUCCAGGACUGCCUCCACACCUACAGCCUUCUAGGUAACUUUGAUAAUUUUCAAGUUUUAAUUUCGUAUUAUACACUAAUUGCUGACUUGUUGGAUUGAUUUUGCGCUUAAUUGAGUUGUUUGUGUUAUUUAAUCUAGUCAAUUAGUGUGUAUGUUCUUUGAAAUUGUUGAUCUGUUAUUAAAUUUAUCAAAUUAGAAAGUUAGGGUUUCUGAUUAAUUUUGGAAUUGAUAAUAUUGAAUUUCUGAUUUUUUUUUCUUUGAAAUUGAUAUUAUAAAUUGACAAUGGGCUAGUAAAUUUGAUGAUUUCAUAUUUAAUCUAUGAAAUUAGGGGGUUAAGAACUUAGGGUUUCUGAUUUUUUUUGGAAUGGAUUAGUUUGGAUAAUUGCAUUUCUGAUUUUUUGAAAUUGAUAUUAGAAUUGGUCAAUUGGAUAUAGUGAUUGCCUUGAAUUUGUAUAUGUUCAGUGCUAAGCUCACUAUUAGUGUUUUAGGCUUUUAGCUAUACUGUAUUAUCAAGUUAGUUGCUUUUGUAGUUGGUUCUAACUCUAUCCGUUGCAACGACAAGUGUAGAAAGAGUAUUUUCUGGAAUGUUGAAUGAUUGCUUGGUUACCCUUUCAUUUCAUGUUAUUGUGAUGGGUUUAUGUGUGACUUUGGUCAAGGUUUGUUGUAUUACUGACAUGCGUGUAUUACACUGGCUGAUUAAUAGUCUAUUUCCUAAUGUAUGGAUAAAUCACUUUCCUAAUACAACAUAUGAAACUUCUGAGCCUUUUCUACAGCAUUGCUUAGGAUUACGCGGCUUAUACAACAUGUUGUCCCUGCCUAAAUCCGCGAUUCUAUCCCCAUUUUUGUCAGAGGUGUUGGGAUAUUACGAUCCCAUUACCAACACCUUUGACAUUCGAGGGCACGUGCUAGGAAUAACACUAGAAGAUGUGUUAUUCCUAGCAAGAAUCCGGAUUGACGGCAAGCCGGUGCUUGUUAAAGAUUAUAGGAAUAACCAUUGCAGUGCUAUUUUCGAAGAGGUGAUCUACGAUGUUAACAAGUUGUAUGAGAUUAUCGAAGACACCUCUGCGGAUUGGAAGAAGCGCAAGGCAGCACUAUUAAUGGUAAUAGUGCAAUGCAUUAUAAUUCUAUCUCCCAAUGGGAUAAACUUUUAUCCCCCACUUUUUGAGGUUCUAAGUGAUCCAGAUGGGACAUUUGGCACUUAUGCAUGGGGGGCAGCCAUGCUUGCUUUCCUCCAGCAUCACUUGGAGAAGUUGAAUCAGUCAACAAAAUUAGGUGGUUGUACAUGGCUUUUGGUGUGUUUCUUCUUGGUACAGAUCCCGAAGCUGUGGGAUUCUUUAGGCCUCACAUCAGUGAGGGAGGAGAUGGAGGCCGGGCAAUUGGAUCAACACCCAUUUCCAAUGCAAUGGAUACUAGAGAAGCUGCUUCUAAAUUCCGCCCUUGGCAAUGACCGCAGGUCGGAUUACCGCAAGAAGAUGCACACUGUUUUUGAGAACCUUGAAGAUGAGGAAAUUUGCUGGACACCCUAUGCCAAUUGGGUGCUUCCAGAUGAGUUGAAAGAAGAUAAAUGGUUCGUAACACGACUUGGCCCGAUAUUUUGUAACAACUUUGUGGUUCAUCAUAAACCACAUCUUGUUACAAAACAAUUUGGAGGCUACGAACUCGACCCGGUCAUGCAUAGGGACAAGCUCGCUAUAUUUGAUCAUCAUAUACGAUUUGUGGAUAAUCGUGGCUCUAACGGGCACGAUUAUUUCGAGUCGUAUAAGCGUGAGCUUAUAUUGUGGGAUAAAAAAAUGUGUGUUGAUGAAGUCCAUGAUGACAAUCGUUCUCCUUCUCCUUCUCGUUCUCCUGCUCCUUCUCCUCCUCCUCCUCGUCGUCAACGUCAACGUCGGGAUUAUUCACAGGUGGGGGGUUCCUCGGAGAAGCUCUCGUGAACGACGUCCGAAUGUUCCGUUCACACCCAGCCAGUAAGCUGGUUUUUUUUAAGAACUUGUAUAGUUGUAGAACCAUUUGGUUCUUCUGUUUUUCACACCCAGCCAGUGAGCUGGUUUUUUUUUAAAGAACUUGUAUAGUUGUAGAACCAUUUGGUUCUUCUGUUUUUUUUUUUUUAUUUUAAGUUCAAUAUGAUACAAAUAUUUUUAUAUUAUACAUUAUUUCAUGUUAGCCAUUCAAAAUGGGCAUUAAAUAGUCAUUUUUCUUAUAUUUACUUUUAUUUUUU
Molecule: messenger RNA, 5008 nt
Organism: Chenopodium quinoa (quinoa)
Lineage: Eukaryota; Viridiplantae; Streptophyta; Magnoliopsida; Caryophyllales; Amaranthaceae
Product: protein MAIN-LIKE 2-like
Exons: 3
Coding region: 3378-4724 (448 amino acids)
Source: RefSeq, a predicted model, not a curated record